Messenger RNA from Lepus europaeus (European hare), 10657 nucleotides. It is a transcript of the gene EPPK1, whose product is annotated as epiplakin 1. Gene Ontology annotation, molecular function: structural molecule activity; keratin filament binding. The record is from RefSeq and is a predicted model, not a curated record. Gene Ontology annotation, biological process: intermediate filament bundle assembly; wound healing. The transcript has 2 exons. Bases 76 to 10422 code for a protein of 3448 amino acids. NCBI's taxonomy places the organism in Eukaryota, Metazoa, Chordata, Mammalia, Lagomorpha, Leporidae. Gene Ontology annotation, cellular component: cell junction; cytoplasm; keratin filament.
GAGCGUUCGGGCAGGUGCGCAAAGGUGCAGGACACGAGUGCGGCUCGGUGAGCUCUGCAGGACCAGGCACCGGCAAUGAACGGCCUCGCCUCUCCUCUUGACAUCCCUGCCAGUGGAGGCAUCGAGCUGGCCGGCGUCCCCAGGACCAUGAAGCCCGGGCCAGAGCCCGGCACCGGCUCUGCAGAGGCCAGGAGCAUCGCCGGGGUGUAUGUGGAGGCCUCGGGCCAGGUGCAGAGCGUCUACGCUGCCAUGAAGCAGGGCCUGCUGGCUGCUGGGCUUGGGCUAGCUCUGCUGGAGGCACAGGCGGCCACAGGGGGCCUGGUGGACCCCAGCAGGGGCCAGCUGCUCCCCGUGUCCGAAGCCCUCCGGCAGGGCCUGGUGGGGCUGGAGCUGAAGGAGAGGCUGCUGGCCGCGGAGCGCGCGGUCACCGGCUAUCCUGACCCCUACGGGGGCGGGAAGCUGGCCCUCUUCCAGGCCAUUGGGAAGGAGGUUGUAGACAGGGCCCUGGGGUGGAGCUGGCUGGAUGCCCAGCUGGCCACAGGGGGCCUCGUAGACCCUGCUCGGGGCGUCCGAGUGGCCCCAGACCUAGCCUGCCAGCAGGGCCUCCUGGACCAGGAGACGUGGCGGGGCCUGGUGGAGCCAGAGCCGGAGCCGGAGCCGGGCACCGGCGCCCCAGGCUUCCUGGACCCCAACACCCUGGAGCGGCUGCCAUACGGCACACUGCUGAGCAGGUGUGUGCAGGCCGCUGGCUCGGGGCUGGCGCUGCUGCCCCUGAAGAUCACCUUCCACACGCUGGGCAGGGCAGUGAGUGCCAGCGAGCUGCUGGAGGCGGGGAUCCUGGACCAGGAGGCGGUCCAGGGCCUGCAGGAGGGCAGGCUGGCCGUGGGGGAGGUGGGCGCCCGGCCCGAGGUGAGGCGAUACCUGGAGGGCACCGGCGGUGUGGCGGGGGUCGUCCUGCUGCCCGCAGGCCACAAGAAGGGCUUCUUCCAGGCUGCCUCCGAGCACCUGCUCCCACUGGGCGCUGUGCUCCCACUCCUGGAGGCGCAGGCCGCCACCCGCACCCUGGUGGACCCCGCCACGGGCCGCCAGCUGUGGGUGGAGGAGGCGGUCAGGGCAGGCCUGGUCGGCCCGGAGCUCCACCACCGGCUCCUGGCAGCAGAGCAGGCGGUGACCGGCUACCACGACCCCUUCAGCGGCUCCCGAGUCUCUCUCUUCCAGGCCAUGCAGAAGGGGCUGGUGGACAGGCCGCUGGCUCUGCGCCUGCUGGACGCCCAGCUGGCCACGGGUGGGCUGGUGUGUCCGGCCCGCAGACUCCGGCUGCCCCUGGAGGCCGCCCUGCGCUGCGGCUGCCUGGACGAGGAGACGCGGUGGCGCCUCCCGCAGGCCGCUGGCUUCUCAGACCCCUGCACACACGACAGCCUGAGCUACGGGCAGCUGCUGGCCCGCUGCGUCACUGACCCCGAGACGGGACUGGCCUUCCUGCCCCUCUCGGGGGAGCCCCGUGGAGAAGAGCCCCCCGCCCGCCCGUUUCUCGAGCACCGCACGCGGCAGGCCCUGAGCACGGCCAGCACCGAGGUGUCCGCGGGGAAGCUCCGGGGCCGGCCCGUGUCCCUCUGGGAGCUGCUCUUCUCCGAGGCCGUCUCCACAGAGCAGAGGCUGUCGCUGGCCCAGCAGUACCAAGCAGGGGCCCUCUCCACGGAGGAGCUGGCGGCUGAGCUGAAGGCGGGUGCCGAGCAGGCCGCCGCCAGGGUCACCUUCGCCGGGCUGCGGGACGCCGUGACCCCGGGGGACCUGCUGACGGCCGAGAUCAUCAGCCGGGACCUGUAUGAGCAGCUGCAGCGAGGGCAGACCACGGCCCAGGCGGUGGGCAGCCUGGACUCGGUGCGGAGGUACCUGCAGGGCACCGGCUGCAUCGCUGGCCUGCUGCUGCCCGGCACCCAGGAGCGGCUCAGCAUCUACGAGGCCCGCGGCAGGGGGCUCCUCAGGCCGGGCACCGCCCUCGUCCUCCUGGAGGCACAGGCGGCCACCGGCUUCGUCAUCGAGCCGAAAGAAAACAAGAGGUACUCCGUGGAGGAGGCGCUGAGGGCCGGCGUCAUCGGGCCCGACGUGUUUGCCAAGCUGCUGUCGGCUGAGCGCGCCGUCACCGGCUACACCGACCCCUACACGGGCGAGCAGAUCUCGCUCUUCCAGGCCAUGCAGAAGGACCUGAUCGUGCGCGACCACGGCAUCCGGCUGCUGGAGGCGCAGAUCGCCACGGGCGGCGUCAUCGACCCGGUGCACAGCCACCGCCUGCCGGUGGGCGUGGCCUACGAGCGCGGCUACUUCGACGAGGAGAUGAACUCUGUCCUGCUGGACCCCGACGACGACACCAAGGGCUUCUUCGACCCCAACACGCACGAGAACCUCACCUACCUGCAGCUGCUGGAGCGCUGCGUGGAGGACCCCGAGACGGGCCUGCGCCUGCUGCCGCUGAGCGGCCGGCAGCCCCAGCUGGUGGACGGGGCCACCCGGCAGGCCCUCCAGAGCCUGCUGCUGCCCAUGAAGUACGGGCGCUUCCGGGGGCAGGCAGUGUCUGCCUGGGAGCUCGUCAACUCGGAGCUCUUCAGUGAGGCCCGGCGGCGGCAGCUGCUGCGGCAGUACCGGCUGCGCAGGCUCACGCUGGAGCAGGUGGCACGGCUGCUGGAGACCGAGGCGCGGCGCUGGGCGGGCGUCACUCUGCCUGCACUGCGGGGCCGGGUCCCCGCCCACCAGCUGCUGGAGGCCGGCGUCAUCGACCAGGAGCUCCUGGACCAGGUGCUGGAGGGGGCGGUCAGCCCCGAGGCCCUGCUCCGUGUGGACAGUGUGCGCAGGUGCCUGCAGGGCUCGGGCGUCGUGGGGGGCGUGCUGCUGCAGCCCUCUGGCCGGCACCUCAGCCUGUACCAGGCCAUGGAGCAGAAGCUCCUGGCGCCCAGUGUGGCCCUGCCCUUGCUGGAGGCCCAGGCGGCCAUCGGGGCCGUCAGGGACCCCUGCAGCCGGGAGAGCCUGUCGGUGGACGAGGCUGUGCGCAGGGGGGUGGUGGGGCCUGAGCUGUACGGCAGGCUGAGGUGGGCCGAGGACGCCGUCGCCGGCUUCAGGGACCCCUUCUCUGGCAAGCGGGUGUCCCUGUUCCAGGCCAUGAAGAAGGGCCUCGUCCCCGUGGAGCAGGCCACCCGCCUCCUGGAGGCCCAGGUGGCCACGGGGGGCGUCGUGGACCCCAGAGGCCACCACCACCUACCCCUGCCCGUGGCCGUCCAGCGCGGCUGCAUCGAUGAGGAGACCGGCACGGCCCUGUCUGGCUCUCCCGAGACCUUCCCCACCGCAGACGGCCAGGGCCGGACCAGCUACGCCCAGCUGCUGGGACAGUGCCUGCCGGACGAGGCCUCCGGCCUGCACCUGCUGCCGCUGCUGGAAGGUGCACCCGCCCUCCCCAGUGACGCGCAGCUGCAGGAGACCCUGCGGGCCACGCCAGGGACAGAGGACGGCCGCUCCCUCUGGGACCUCCUGAGCUCGUGCCACUUCACCGAGGAGCAGCGCAGGGCCCUGCUGGAGGACGUGCGGGUGGGGCGGACCCCCGUGCCGCAGCUGCAGGCCACCGUGCGCAGCUGGGUGCAGGGGGCAGAGCUCCUGGCCCACACCCACGUCGCGCUGCCUGGCCCACGGGGUGAGGUCCCUGCCGCCUGGCUGCGGGACGCCGAGGUCAUCACCCAGGAGACCCUGGAGGCGCUGGCACAGGGCACACAGUCACCCUCGGAGGUGGCCGAGCAGCCUGCCGUGCGGGCCUGCCUGUGGGGCACAGGCUGUGUGGCCGGCGUGCGGCUGCAGCCCUCAGGGGCCAAGUCCAGCAUCGCCCAGGCCGUGAGGGACGGGCUCCUGCCCCCGGGCCUGGGCCAGAGGCUGCUGGAGGCCCAGGUGGCAUCCGGCUCCCUCGUGGACCCCGGGACUAACCAGAGACUGUCGGUGGACAAUGCAGUGAGGGCCGGCCUCGUGGACAGGGAGAUGAGCGAGCGGCUCAGGCAGGCCGAGCAGGCUGUGGCUGGGUACGCGGACCCCUACUCCGGGGGCACCCUGUCCCUGUGGCAGGCCAUGGAGAAGGGGCUCGUGCCCCAGAGCGAGGGCCUCCCACUCCUGCAGGUGCAGCUGGCCACGGGGGGCGUGAUGGACACCGUCCACGGGGUGCACCUGCCCCUGGCAGGGGCCUGCAAACUGGGCCUCCUGGAUGAGCAGACGAACCGAGAACUGACUGCCACGGACGAGGGCAGCAAGUUCUUCUUUGACCCCAACACCCGGGCCGAGGUGACAUACCAGCAGCUCAAGGAGCGGUGCGAGCUGGAUGCUGACACCGGCCUGUGGCUGCUGCCACUCCCCCAGGCCACCACCCUGGAGGUGGACGAGCACACCGCUGUGGCACUGAGGGCCAUGAAGGUAGCCGUCAGCCUGGGGAGGUUCCAGGGGCACAGCGUCUCGCUCUGGGACCUGCUGCACUCUGAGUACGUGGGCCCCGACAGGCGGCGGGAGCUGGCCGCCCUCUGUCGGUCCGGACGGGCGGCAGCCCUGCGGCAGGUGGUCAGUGCUGUCACGGCCCUGGUGGAGGCCGCGGAGAAGCAGCCCCAGGAGGCCGCCUUCAGGGGGCUCCGGAAGCAGGUGUCGGCCAGGGACCUGUUCAGGUCCCAGCUGAUCGAUAAGAAGACCCUGGACGAGCUGAAGGAGGGGAAGAAGACGGUGCAGGAGGUGACCCAGAUGCGCAGUGUGCGGCAGUCCCUGGAAGGCGGCAACUUCAUUGCCGGGGUCCUCAUCCAGAGCACCCGGGAGAAGCUGAGCAUCCCCGAGGCCCUGAGGCGGCACAUCCUGCGGCCCGGCACGGCCCUGGUGCUGCUGGAGGCGCAGGCGGCCACCGGCUUCAUCAUCGACCCCGUGGAGAACCGAAAGCUGACCGUGGAGCAGGCCUUCGAGGCGGGGAUGUUCGGCAGGGAAACCUACAUGAAGCUGCUGUCGGCCGAGCGCGCCGUCACCGGCUACACCGACCCCUACACGGGCGAGCAGAUCUCGCUCUUCCAGGCCAUGCAGAAGGACCUGAUCGUGCGCGACCACGGCAUCCGGCUGCUGGAGGCGCAGAUCGCCACGGGCGGCAUCAUCGACCCGGUGCACAGCCACCGCCUGCCCGUGGGCGUGGCCUACGAGCGCGGCUACUUCGACGAGGAGAUGAACCGCGUGCUGCAGGACCCGAGCGACGACACCAAGGGCUUCUUCGACCCCAACACGCACGAGAACCUCACCUACCUGCAGCUGCUGGAGCGCUGCGUGCCCGACCCCGAGACCGGGCUGCACCUGCUACAGAUCGUGAAGAAGGGAGAAACCUACUCCUACAUCGACGAGGCCACCAGGCGGGCUCUGCUGUCCCGAACCCUGCCGGUGCGCGUGGGCAGGUUUGCCGGCCAGACGCUGUCCUUCUGGGACCUGCUGUCCUCUGUGUACUUCUCCGAGGAGAGGAAGCAGGAGCUUGUGCAGCAGUACAAGGCCCAGAGCCUGAGCCUGGAGCAGUUGCUGGAGAUCAUCACCGCCGUCAUAGAGGAGACGGAGACACAGAGCCAAGGCAUCACGGUGACAGCCCCGGGCGGGGAGGUGACGGCGGCAGAAUUAUUCAACGCCGGCAUCAUCGACAAAAAGACCCUGGACACACUUCGCAGUGGGGAGAGCGGCGAGCAGGCCGUCAGCAGCCUGGAGGGGGUGAAGAGCUUUCUGGAGGGCCGCGGCUGCAUUGCCGGGGUCACCGUCCCCAGCACCCAGGCCGUCCUGAGCUUCCAUGACGCCAGCAGGAAAGAGCUCAUCCCUGCAGGCAUCGCGGCUCAGCUGCUGGAGGCCCAGGUCGCCACCGGGUUCCUGCUGGACCCCUGCACCCACCAGAGGCUCUCCGUGGACGAGGCCCUGGCUGCCGGCCUGGUAGCACAAGAAUUGCGGGCGAGUCUCCUGAACGCCGAGCAGGCCGCCAAAGGCUACGUGGACCCGGACACCGGGGACACCAUCCCGCUGUUCCAGGCCAUGAAGAAGCAGCUGGUGCAGAAGGAGGAGGCCCUGAGGCUGCUGGAGGUGCAACUGGCCACAGGGGGUGUCCUGGACCCUCUGCACCACCACCGGCUCCCGCUGGACACAGCCUACAGGCGCGGCUGCCUGCAAGAGGACGUGUACCCGCUGGUGGCCGACCAGAAGCGCAUGAAGAAGAGGUUUGUGGACCCCAACACGCAGGAGAAAGUCACAUACCAGGAGCUGCAGGAGCGGUGCCGGACCCAGCAGGAGACGGGCUGGGCGCUGUUCCCUCUGGUCCAGGGCCCAGAGCACGCUGAGUACGUGGACGAGGCAACCAGGAGGGCUCUGCAGGAGGAGCAGCUGGACAUCACGGUGGGAAGGUACAGAGGCCAGAGGCGCUCCGUGUGGGAGCUGCUGAACUCCGAGUACGUGACCGAGGAGAGGAAGCAGGAGCUGGUGCGGCUGUACAGGACGCACACCGCGGAGGCGCUGGGCAGGGUCAGGGACGCCGUGCUGCAGCUGAUCCACGAGCAGGAGGCGGCCGGCCAGCAGCUGUGGUUCACAGGCAUCAGGAGGCAGGUCACCGCCGCGGAGCUGCUGGAGGCAGCCGUCAUCACCCAGGAGACGCUGCGGGAGCUGCAGGCCGGCACACGCACCGUGCAGCAGCUGCAGGACAGCGAGGCCCUGCGGCGCUACCUGCAGGGCACCGGCUGCAUCGCGGGCGUCCUGCUGCCGCCGUCCGGGGCCCGGCCCGGCGCCCCGCAGAAGAUGAGCAUCUACCAGGCCAUGCGCCAGGGCGUGCUGCGGCCCGGCACGGCCCUGGUGCUGCUGGAGGCGCAGGCGGCCACCGGCUUCGUCGUGGACCCGGCGCGCGGCCGCAGGCUGUCGGUGGAGGAGGCGGUGGCCGAGGGCGUGGUGGGCGGCGAGCUGCGGGAGAAGCUGCUGUCGGCCGAGCGCGCCGUCACCGGCUACACCGACCCCUACACGGGCGAGCAGAUCUCGCUCUUCCAGGCCAUGCAGAAGGACCUGAUCGUGCGCGACCACGGCAUCCGGCUGCUGGAGGCGCAGAUCGCCACCGGCGGCAUCAUCGACCCGGUGCACAGCCACCGCCUGCCCGUGGGCGUGGCCUACGAGCGCGGCUACUUCGACGAGGAGCUGAGCCGCGUGCUGGGGGACCCGGACGACGACACCAAGGGCUUCUUCGACCCCAACACGCACGAGAACCUCACCUACCUGCAGCUGCUGCGCCGCUGCGUGCCCGACCCCGACACCGGGCUGUACAUGCUGCAGCUGGCCGCCCGGGGCUCGGCCGUGCACCAGCUGAGCGAGGAGCUGCGCGGCGCCCUGCGCGACGCGCGCGUGACGCCCGCCGGGGGCGCCCUGCGCGGCCAGAGCCUGUCCGUGUGGGAGCUCCUGUUCUACCGCGAGGUGCCCGAGAGCCUGCGGCAGGACCUGCUGCGCAGGUACCAGGCGGGCGCGCUCACGGCGCAGGAGGUGGGCUCGGCGCUCAGCUCUCUGCCGGCCGGGCCCGACGCCGGGGGCCCCGGCUCGGACCCUCGUGGCGCCCUGCGAGCGGCCACCAUGGAGGUGAAGGUGGGCCGCCUGCGGGGGCCCGCGGUGCCCGUGCUGGACGUGUUGGAGUCCAGCUACGUGAGCGCGGCCGUGCGUGAGCACCUGAUGGCCCAGUUCGGCUCGGGGGCGCUGGCCUUGCCCGCGCUGACCCGCAGGCUGACCACCAUCAUCGAGGAGGCCGAGGAGGAGCCGGUGGGCGGCGGCGAGGGCGGCGAGCGCGGCGAGGGCGGCGAGCGCGGCGAGGGCGGCGAGCGCGGCUCGGGGCCUCCGGCCUCGCCCCCCAGCCGCAGCGACCAGGAACAGACCCUGCGCGCCGCCACCAUGGAGCUGCAGCGCGGGCAGUUCCGGGGCCGGCAGGUGUCCGUGUGGGAGGUGCUGUUCUCCGCCUACGUGAGCGAGGCCCGGCGGCGGGAGCUGCUGGCGCAGCACGCGGCCGGCACCCUGGGCCUGCCCGACCUGGUGGCCGCGCUGGUGCGGGCGGUGGAGGAGGCGGAGGAGCGGCUCAGCAAGGUGUCCUUCCGCGGGCUGCGGCGCCAGGUGUCCGCCGCCGAGCUGCGCGCCUCCGGCAUCCUGGGCCCCGACACGCUGCGGGAGCUGGCGCAGGGCACCAAGACCCCGCAGGAGGUGACGCAGAUGGACUCGGUCAGGCGCUACCUGCAGGGCACCGGCUGCAUCGCGGGCGUCCUGCUGCCGCCGUCCGGGGCCCGGCCCGGCGCCCCGCAGAAGAUGAGCAUCUACCAGGCCAUGCGCCAGGGCGUGCUGCGGCCCGGCACGGCCCUGGUGCUGCUGGAGGCGCAGGCGGCCACCGGCUUCGUCGUGGACCCGGCGCGCGGCCGCAGGCUGUCGGUGGAGGAGGCGGUGGCCGAGGGCGUGGUGGGCGGCGAGCUGCGGGAGAAGCUGCUGUCGGCCGAGCGCGCCGUCACCGGCUACACCGACCCCUACACGGGCGAGCAGAUCUCGCUCUUCCAGGCCAUGCAGAAGGACCUGAUCGUGCGCGACCACGGCAUCCGGCUGCUGGAGGCGCAGAUCGCCACCGGCGGCAUCAUCGACCCGGUGCACAGCCACCGCCUGCCCGUGGGCGUGGCCUACGAGCGCGGCUACUUCGACGAGGAGCUGAGCCGCGUGCUGGGGGACCCGGACGACGACACCAAGGGCUUCUUCGACCCCAACACGCACGAGAACCUCACCUACCUGCAGCUGCUGCGCCGCUGCGUGCCCGACCCCGACACCGGGCUGUACAUGCUGCAGCUGGCCGCCCGGGGCUCGGCCGUGCACCAGCUGAGCGAGGAGCUGCGCGGCGCCCUGCGCGACGCGCGCGUGACGCCCGCCGGGGGCGCCCUGCGCGGCCAGAGCCUGUCCGUGUGGGAGCUCCUGUUCUACCGCGAGGUGCCCGAGAGCCUGCGGCAGGACCUGCUGCGCAGGUACCAGGCGGGCGCGCUCACGGCGCAGGAGGUGGGCUCGGCGCUCAGCUCUCUGCCGGCCGGGCCCGACGCCGGGGGCCCCGGCUCGGACCCUCGUGGCGCCCUGCGAGCGGCCACCAUGGAGGUGAAGGUGGGCCGCCUGCGGGGGCCCGCGGUGCCCGUGCUGGACGUGUUGGAGUCCAGCUACGUGAGCGCGGCCGUGCGUGAGCACCUGAUGGCCCAGUUCGGCUCGGGGGCGCUGGCCUUGCCCGCGCUGACCCGCAGGCUGACCACCAUCAUCGAGGAGGCCGAGGAGGAGCCGGUGGGCGGCGGCGAGGGCGGCGAGCGCGGCGAGGGCGGCGAGCGCGGCGAGGGCGGCGAGCGCGGCGAGGGCGGCGAGCGCGGCUCGGGGCCUCCGGCCUCGCCCCCCAGCCGCAGCGACCAGGAACAGACCCUGCGCGCCGCCACCAUGGAGCUGCAGCGCGGGCAGUUCCGGGGCCGGCAGGUGUCCGUGUGGGAGGUGCUGUUCUCCGCCUACGUGAGCGAGGCCCGGCGGCGGGAGCUGCUGGCGCAGCACGCGGCCGGCACCCUGGGCCUGCCCGACCUGGUGGCCGCGCUGGUGCGGGCGGUGGAGGAGGCGGAGGAGCGGCUCAGCAAGGUGUCCUUCCGCGGGCUGCGGCGCCAGGUGUCCGCCGCCGAGCUGCGCGCCUCCGGCAUCCUGGGCCCCGACACGCUGCGGGAGCUGGCGCAGGGCACCAAGACCCCGCAGGAGGUGACGCAGAUGGACUCGGUCAGGCGCUACCUGCAGGGCACCGGCUGCAUCGCGGGCGUCCUGCUGCCGCCGUCCGGGGCCCGGCCCGGCGCCCCGCAGAAGAUGAGCAUCUACCAGGCCAUGCGCCAGGGCGUGCUGCGGCCCGGCACGGCCCUGGUGCUGCUGGAGGCGCAGGCGGCCACCGGCUUCGUCGUGGACCCGGCGCGCGGCCGCAGGCUGUCGGUGGAGGAGGCGGUGGCCGAGGGCGUGGUGGGCGGCGAGCUGCGGGAGAAGCUGCUGUCGGCCGAGCGCGCCGUCACCGGCUACACCGACCCCUACACGGGCGAGCAGAUCUCGCUCUUCCAGGCCAUGCAGAAGGACCUGAUCGUGCGCGACCACGGCAUCCGGCUGCUGGAGGCGCAGAUCGCCACGGGCGGCGUCAUCGACCCGGUGCACAGCCACCGCCUGCCGGUGGGCGUGGCCUACGAGCGCGGCUACUUCGACGAGGAGAUGAACCGCGUGCUGCAGGACCCGAGCGACGACACCAAGGGCUUCUUCGACCCCAACACGCACGAGAACCUCACCUACCUGCAGCUGCUGGAGCGCUGCGUGCCCGACCCCGACACCGGGCUGCUGUUUCUGGCCCUGGCCCUGGCGUGAGUGCGCGUGGGUUCCCUCACCACCUGCUUCGGCUUUCUCCUCAUUUUGCCUCGGUGUCCCUGCCGUCUUGUGUGUCUUUUUUUCCCUUGUACCUUUUCCGUAGUUUGCCUGUUUUCAUUUCUCCUAUAGUGUCCUGGCUCCCUUGGCCUGUUUGGAGCUCUGUUUUGUCCUGGCUGGCCUCAUCUUCAUUUGGAGCAUUUUGCAAAACGACGUUCGUGCAUACAAUAAAGUUUGU